AUGGAACAACCCGAAAACUCAACAAACACUGUCACCUAUCAUCACCCAACAGUGAUGAAUGCUGAGCCUGGUGUUGGUCUUCCAGACCUGGCAGAAGCAUAUCGUCACCCCUCAGUCUAUCGAAGUCGGCAAUCGUCUGCCAUAGUCGAGGAAUGGCUGACGUCGGAGAGUCCAGUAGCGCGAGCAACAUCAUUCAGCAGCCACCAGCUACCUCAGAACCCACAGCGGCUGCCAUCACUUUGUGUACAGACAACGAUACCAGAUGUGCCGCCGUACCAGCAAGCUCAAUUCUACUACCAUCCAAGUCAACCCACAGCCGAGCCACCACUGAUUUACUCGGGAACUUCUCCUCCACAGUACCUCGAAAACCACGACCAGUCUCCGCCUCACCAUCUGCAUAUAUCGGAGCUGCAGCAUAGUACCGAGCAAAAUCUGCACGGCUCGCUUCCCUGGAAUGAUGGCCUUUAUCCUCCGCCGGGAUCCAAUACUGCCUGGGGUCUGGGUCACGAAUAUAUGCACUCUCGAUAUUCAGCGCCACCAUUGUCACCAUACUCGUCCUCCUCCGUACCUUACAGCAGUGGUCCUUACACCGAGUACUGUUCCUCGCCCGAGCCGUAUCCACCCGUUCUCGGAGCUCGAAUUCCCAGAAGCAGACCAAGUGAUGAGUACGACAUGGAGGAGGCUGAAGGGCCUAGCACAGGCAAGCCGUACGCGCAGCUGAUUCAGGAGUGUCUGCUACAGGCUCCGGGUCAUCGCAUGAUGCUCAGAGACAUUUAUGACUGGUUCGAGGCCAACACCACGAAACCUCUCGAAUCAGGUGGUACCGGCUGGCAGAACAGCAUUCGACACAAUCUGUCGAUGAACAAGGCUUUCAAGAACGACAAGACCACCAAUGUCAACUCCAGAGGCGAGCCCAAAAAAGCUACCAGCAUCUGGUACCUUACACCAUAUGCCCUUCGCAAUGGCGUCGAGUCUACAACAAGAUAUCGCAAGAACAACCAUGCUCGUCGUCCGGCAGCACACCGCUAUGACCGUGAUCAGAAGCGGAUCUCCUCUGGUCGCAAGGGAGGCCAGGCGGCGCGCAAAGCAACACACAUGCGACGUAUGAGAGCCGAAGGCUGGCCUCACCAGCAGCAAGUCGACGUUGGCACGCAUGAAUCGUUCAACAAUCUGGUACGGGCCGCUAAUGCAAUGGCUGAGUAUCCCUGUACCCGGGGAAGCAGCCCUCCCUCUCCUCCCGAGGAGCUACCAAGCACACCGACCGACUACUUCCCCUCCCGGGAGUAUGUUCUGGACAACUCAGUUGGGUACGAUUGUCAAGCAAAUCGGCUCAGCUUCAGUGAUCUACGAAUGCAGGACGCUUUGGCUCAAGCGGGAUACGGGCAAGCGAGCGAGGUGCAAUGGCAAUGA
This is a messenger RNA of Cyphellophora attinorum, 1410 nucleotides long. RefSeq lists its product as uncharacterized. Gene Ontology annotation, biological process: regulation of transcription by RNA polymerase II. Gene Ontology annotation, molecular function: DNA-binding transcription factor activity, RNA polymerase II-specific; RNA polymerase II cis-regulatory region sequence-specific DNA binding. The transcript has 2 exons. NCBI's taxonomy places the organism in Eukaryota, Fungi, Ascomycota, Eurotiomycetes, Chaetothyriales, Cyphellophoraceae. Gene Ontology annotation, cellular component: nucleus. Bases 1 to 1410 code for a protein of 469 amino acids. The record is from RefSeq and is a predicted model, not a curated record.